Sinocyclocheilus rhinocerous is the source of this 680-nucleotide messenger RNA. RefSeq names its product heat shock protein 105 kDa-like. NCBI's taxonomy places the organism in Eukaryota, Metazoa, Chordata, Actinopteri, Cypriniformes, Cyprinidae. Gene Ontology annotation, molecular function: ATP binding; ATP-dependent protein folding chaperone. The transcript has 5 exons. Bases 1 to 549 code for a protein of 182 amino acids. Gene Ontology annotation, biological process: protein folding. Gene Ontology annotation, cellular component: nucleus; cytosol. The record is from RefSeq and is a predicted model, not a curated record.
AUGAAUAAAGACAUUCUGAGCAAAAUGAUACAGCAAGACUGCCAGGAGAAAGAACGUAACAACGCUAAAAAUGCAGUCGAGGAGAAUGUUUAUUACUACAAACUCAAGCUGGAGGGUCUCUAUCAGACGUUUAUAAAUGCUCAAAACCAUCAGGCAUUCUCUGAGCUUUUAAAUGGCACAGAGAACUGGCUGUACGAAGAGGGAGCGGACCAAGAUAAGCAGACGUACAUUAACAAGCUGGAAGAAAUACACAAACUGGGUAAGCCUCUGCAAAACAGAUACCAGGAGUCCAUACGGAGACCUAAAAUGUUUGAGGAGCUGUCAGCCAAAAUACAAAGCUACAUGACUAUUAUGGAGGAGUAUAAGAAUGGAAGGAACAGUUACUGUCAUAUUAACGCCAUGGACAUGGACAAGGUCAGAGUGUGUGUUGAAGAUACACAAGUGUGGAUGACAAACAUAAAGGAUUCUCAGGAUAAACGCACACCUGAUCAGGAACCUGCCAUACACAGCACUCAGAUCGAGGAGAAAUUACAGGUGAGGAAAGACUAAAAGCAACUAAAAAGCUUUUCACUGGGGGAGACACGUCUAAGAAUAACCUUAUAUGUAAUCAGUAUUGAUUUCUAUGUCCGAGCAGCCACAGGGGUGUGGUGUUAUCUGUCUUUUUCUGUCAUCACACAACU